Ctenocephalides felis (cat flea) is the source of this 1011-nucleotide messenger RNA. RefSeq names its product general transcription factor II-I repeat domain-containing protein 2A-like. The coding region runs from base 1 to 1011 and encodes 336 amino acids. NCBI's taxonomy places the organism in Eukaryota, Metazoa, Arthropoda, Insecta, Siphonaptera, Pulicidae. The transcript has a single exon. The record is from RefSeq and is a predicted model, not a curated record.
AUGACUGGAACGAAGGCUAAAGCGACAGAAUGCAGCUUCGCAAUUGCUCAUUGCAUAGCUGCCAAAGGCAAACCCUUUACAGAUGGAGAAUAUAUAAAGGAAAUUUUUAUAAAAAGUGCUGAAAAGUUGUUUAGCGAUUUACCUAACCAACAAACCAUAUUAUCCCGAAUUCAAGAAAUACCGGCUUCUGCGCGAACAAUUGAAAGAAGAAUAACUGAAAUGGCAGACAAUGUAACAACAAAACAGAAUGCUGGAUUACAAGAAGCUGUUUCAUUUAGUGUUGCUGUUGAUGAAAGUACCGACGUAAAUGAUAUUGCGCGACUUGCAGUAUUUGCACGGUAUUGUGAUAAAGAUCAAGUUUAUGAAGAAUUGUGUACUUUGAUUCCUCUGUCUGGGACAACUAAGGGGGAGGAUAUUCUUUCUUCAUUCAUAAGUUAUUUUGACAGCAAGAACAUUAAUGUCAAAAAAAUAUUUUCUGUAACUACUGACGGCGCAGCUGCAAUGAUUGGCAAAGAUAGAGGAUUUGUCAAACUUCUUGAAAAUCAUAUUGGACAUAAAAUAUUGAACUUCCAUUGUAUAAUACACCAGGAAAGUUUAGUUGCCAAAAUUUCAUCACAGCGCUUAAUUCCUGUAAUGAACACUGUUGUUAAAAUAGUUAAUUUUAUAGUGUCUCGCUCUUCACUAACACACAGACAAUUUAAAUCUCUUUUAGAAGAAAUGGAAAGUGAAUAUGUUGACCUUCCCUCAUACAGCCAUCGUUGGCUUAGUCGAGGCAAUGUCUUAAAUAAGUUUGUGUCAUGUCUGGAACCCAUCAAAGUUUUUCUUAACGAAAAGGAACAACAUUUCCCCGAAUUGAACGAUGAAGAAUGGUUAGGCAAAUUAAUGUUUCUGACCGAUGUAACAAAUCAUCUAAGUGAACUAAACUUGAAAUUGCAAGGAAAGCGCCAAACAGUGCUCGAAUUAUUUGAAUAUUGGACAGCAUUUGCGUCAAAAUUAAAUAUUUUUACGUGA